Messenger RNA from Symbiodinium natans, 1920 nucleotides. The record is from the annotation of a GenBank genome assembly. NCBI's taxonomy places the organism in Eukaryota, Dinophyceae, Suessiales, Symbiodiniaceae.
AUGGCCGUCAGCGGCACCAACGGCUUGAUGCAAAACGCAGCCUACCAACAAGGACCUGUUCCAGUCCAUACUGUGACUGUGCCGCGCCGAGUCGUGGUGCCCCUCGUGCCUACUGUGACUUCGCCAAGAGCACCUUGCUGGAUGUCGGGUUCUGUACGUCAAAGCAUUACAUCCCCGGCGCUGCCAGUGCAUCAAGGUCCUUUGCUGGCCCCGACAGUCCAGGUCCGGGCUGCUGGAGUCUCCACGAAGGCACCAAGUGGCACUGUCACUGCCAGCGGCAUGUUGGCGCGAGGGCUCUGCCGCCAAAGCACCGGGGACAACCUGGCCAACUACUUCAACCAUGGCCGAAGGCGUGUCACGGAACCGCCACCGAAAGUGGCGGAAAGAAGCCCUCGAAGCCCUGGGCGCCGGGAACAUGGUGUGACGUCGCUUUGCCCGGAGGCAGGUAGCAGCGUCGAGGUGCCACUUCAGCCAGCGUCCCCACGGGGCGCUGUUCAGGCGUGGGGCCAGGUGGAGGCCCCCGGCCUCACACGGCGGCCAACCCGGCUCCAUCACGGGCCGAACCCUAUGGAGCUGCCGUCGGAGGUCGGAUCACAUAGGAGGAUGAGUCACGGCGAGGCUCUCCAUCUGCAAGAAGCUUGGGACGCGCUCAGGGAGACUCUGAGUACUUCACCUUGCCGCAUCCGGAGCCCUGGCAUGCGGAGCCCUGGGAGCGUUGGGAGUCCUCAGCGGGCCCUCUCGAGCGACGCCGCACACCGGCUGAGUGCUGGCGUGAGGUCUUGUCUGGAUGGAAAUCAUAGUGAGGGCGAGGAUGCGCGACGGCCGCGGCCGCGACGCCGCACGCAACAGCAAAGCACAGGCGCAGUUCGCGGGAUGCAGCUGCAGUUGGUUGGCCCGGACGUGCUGGAAGAAAACCCUUCAGGGGAGGAAUCGGCCGAGGGCUUUCCCAAAGGCCGACGUGCAAAGGAGAGGCGGCACCUUUCUCCCAAAGCCGGAGAUGGUGGCGGAGAUCUUGCCCACGGCCUCAAGUCCGCAGUGUCCACAAGUGAGGACACAUUGGGUUUGAAAAGGCGCGGACGGCGCAGCCAGGGAGCCCAGGAACGAUGCUCCCGCAGCCCUGGUCCGUGGGAUCCUCUACCCGAGGGUACACGCAAAAAAGAUGGAUGGGGCAGGUUCACGGCACGCCCACCGCCUUCCUCAAGCAGUGUUCCACGUGCUCCAUAUGGGACGGACAAGGACCUGAAACCAAGGGUGCCGGCGGUGCGGCGGCUCCAUUCUGCGCCGCCCUUGCCAUACGGUUCUGACACGGACGUGCCUCCACCGAGUCCACCUCCGCGUGGCGGAAUUCCAUUGGGGCUCAGCAUCCCCGAGAUACCCGAGCCAGGUCCGGAUGCUUCGACUGGGGGCAGUGGCGGCGGCCGCGGCGAGGCGGCUGUAGAACCAGAUACCGGUGGCCCCGGGAGGAUGUCACCGCUGUCUGCGCGGAACUGGCGGCCCGCGCUGGGAAACAGAUUGAAGACUCCUCCUCGAGCCUCUUCAGCAGACGGGCACCGCUUCGGGAAAUCCCUGAUGUCGUCCACGUUCGUUGAGAGGCAGCGACAGUCGAGUAGUCUCCGAGGUGGUGCCCGGCGCUUGUCUUCAGGUGGAAAUCUUGCACCCCAACUCAACCGGAAGCUCUCUGACCAGCCCAGGACCUGUUUUCAGCCCAGACCUUCAGGCCUCCGGACGAGGUUGAAGGACGCGGCCAAACCUUCCGGUGAAUUAGAUGAGGCCUACAACAAGUGCCUUCAGUCCAUCAGCGAGGAGAUAGAACAACUUCAGUCCAGGUGCUUUCGGAUUGAGCGGGAGGUGCGGAAGACGCGCGAAGAGAAUGGCAUGCUCAAGACUUGCCAGCCCCAGGAGCUAGCCGACUCCAGCUGA